Molecule: messenger RNA, 453 nt
Organism: Clavispora lusitaniae ATCC 42720
Lineage: Eukaryota; Fungi; Ascomycota; Pichiomycetes; Serinales; Metschnikowiaceae
Source: RefSeq, a predicted model, not a curated record
AUGCCUGCCUGCCCUUUUAUACUACAGGUGUGUCAGUCGAAUAUUCAUAAACACCUAAACAGCAAUAGAUCUCGCGUACUGUUGUCUUGCUUCCGUCAAACGGCCUUCGUCUCUGUUGAUGGCCUCCCACUUUGGCUCAUCUUUGAAAAGACGCAAUGCCGUGACAUUCUUCAAACGGCUCGAAAGCGUAAAGCGGUGGUAGAUCCCGGCAGGCAAAAUCAACAAGUCGUUCUUGGUCAACUUGGCCCGGAUCCAACGGUCGCCCCGAUCCCUCACAUCAAAGUAGCCUUCGCCGUCAACAAUGUACCGAAUCUCUUCGUCUUCGUGAUAGUGUUCUUUGUAGAACUGGCGCAUCUUAGCAUCGUACGCCUCUUUGUCGCCACCAAAAGAUUCCAAGUUGAGCUUGACCUGGUCCCGGUUCUUGUAGUCUCUUUCCUUGGCCAAGGCUUCUAG